UCAGAGAACUCCAAGGCAAGACGAAUCUUUAUCAAAUUAAUUAUUAACAAGUAAUUUGUUUAAUUAACAGAUAUAUUAUCAAUAUGAAAGGUGCAACUUGUGUGUUUAUUUUGAGUGUGCUGUUUUGUGUUUUUGAAGCAUCUUACGGUUUGGUUGAAAGAGAAUGCGACAAAUUAGAGGAGCACGGGGGACAUUGUAACCAUCCCAAUAUGGAGCUAAAAACUUGCCCUCAGGUGUGCCCUGAGCCCUUUGUUUACUCUUCAUUUGCCCAUUGUAUGGGAGAUUGCUGCCAGUGCAAGGAUGGAUUUAAUAUGGAUUUUUCUACUUGCGAUGGUUUGGUGGUCAGAGAAUGUCACGACUUAGAAGAAAACGGUCGUCAUUGCAACCAUCCUAAUAUGGUUCUUGGAAAAUGUCUCAAAGUUUGUCCUGGACCACAUUCAGCUUCCUCAGAUUGUCUUGGAGAUUGUUGCAGAUGCCAACAAGGAUUUACUAUGGAUUAUGCUACUUGCCAAUGCAAUCCUUAUACUGACCCUGUAGGACAAUAAAAUAAA
Ctenocephalides felis (cat flea) is the source of this 551-nucleotide messenger RNA. RefSeq lists its product as uncharacterized. The record is from RefSeq and is a predicted model, not a curated record. The transcript has 3 exons. The coding region runs from base 84 to 545 and encodes 153 amino acids. NCBI's taxonomy places the organism in Eukaryota, Metazoa, Arthropoda, Insecta, Siphonaptera, Pulicidae.